CCUUGAGGUUGGUUGCGACUCGAUACUCAGCCAUGCUGAUAGUCUCGAACCUCAAACAUCAAGACUGAUAUACUGUGGCUCCUCAGAUCAUGGACUCGAAGAUGGAUAGUGGCUACUUGGGCCCCGGAGAGAAUCACGCACAGGCCCUUGAAGACGACUUCGACUUGAUGCGGGAGCUGGCUCCGGAAGAGGUUCUGGGGAUUAUGGACGAGUUGUUGUGUCACGAGAUGGCAUGGCAUAUGGGUCACCCCCUUUCCCAGACCCUUUUCACUUCUAUAUACCUCGAUAGGCUGCUAUGGCCCGUACCGAAAACCCUCGAAAACGCGCAUUUUGGCCGGGGACAGUCGCAAAGCAACAAGAAGGUUCCUGAUAUAGUGCAUGUUGUCCUGCGUGCUUACUGCCUCGCGCUUGUGAAGUGUUGCGAUUUUGUACAUGCGCGAGUCACCACUGAGUACUAUUUUGAGGUAGGUGUUGCCGUGCUCUGCUGGUUGAACAUGGUUCUGACUCAUAGUUUGCUUUCCUUCAAGGAGGAGGACUUCGUCACUCAAUUGUAUAAUCGCACUCUACUAUCACAAUUCGACUCCAAACAUUUUCAUGAUCUUUUGGACCACGCGAUUCGCUGGGUUGACGAACACACGGAUACGCUCGGUGAGAAGGUGGCGGAAGCCAUUCGGGCUCGCUUGCUCUUCCGACGAGAGUUUCUCUGGGGACUGGAGCAGGAUGUGGAAGUGAUAGAGACACGAUCGACAGCGCAGUUUCUGAGCUGUCUAUCUCAUCUGGACUUUCUAGGCAAGUCAGCUGUCCUAGGGAAAGAGGUGCCUGAAUCCUUCAGUUGCAAAAUCCAACGGAAGCUGGCUAGCACUGUUCCUCCUCGUCCAAUGGUCAAGAUUAGCUUUGAGGAUGCGCUGGCGCAUUUGAGAAGAUUAUGCCAGGAUGCUGUUGAUUUGCUCGAGAUUCUUGACUACCGAGGGCCGUAUAAUUUGAAGGUGGUCAUCUGGACUCUGCUUUCGCGAAAGCCUCAGCCUUCCGUCUAUAUAAGAUCUCUUGUUCAGUCCCUUAUCGUCAGCAACAGGACGAUACUUGGAGCGGUUCCCGUGAAGCAGUUCCUCUAUGACGAACUGGAACAGAUCGUUCUUCCGUCUAGUAUACUUCUGCAAGCCAGUGCGGAUGAGAUCGAAGUGCCUUCGGAUCCACGAUUCCAGAUAGCGCAGCACAUGGAUGUCUUCACGAAACGUUUCUCCCAGCCGUUUGUUGAUACGUUCCGGAGUGCCUGCUUGAACCGCUGUCGUAUCCGACGGACUGUCUGUCAUACACUUGUUGACUGGGACAAUUUGCAAAUGGAAGCCGAAGAUCUUGACGAGCAGCUUCGCACAUUGAGCAAUGAGCCCCCUUUGCAGCUAGCCAAUGGCGAUACCACUUACUCCUACCCCCUCAGCAGCUGGGCGUAUCAUCAUAAAUUGAGCCAAUUCCGUCUGAUCUUACAGCUCGGAUUCGAGCUCUCUAUUUACGCGCCUGAAGAACUACCUGGCAUGUAUUGGUACCUGUCCCACAUUUGCUCUACCCACCUCGGUCACAUCGAUCGAAUCAGGACCUUUACUGUGGCCACGGCGAAACGCAAUUUGGCGGAUCUGGCGGCUAAGCAGCGCGAUGCCAUCGAGCGCCAUACCAUCCUCCAGCGGUCUAUUCAACUUCUUGAGAGGAUGACUACACAGAUUGUUGCUGUGGAUGCAUUUGCCAUUUCUUUGCACGCGCUAUACGUUCUUCUCGCUCGCCAUCGAGUCCUGCCAACCACUUCUUCACCCCAGGCCUACUCCAGCGACCGGUUAAGGUACGAGAUCCGCAUGAAGCCCUUCCUCCAGAUCACCUUACCGGAGCUGGUUCCUUACGACGAGUACCAUCGGGAGGCGGUACUAGAAGGUGACAGCGAUGAUAUCGUCUUAGAGCGUGCCGCUAAAGCCAUUUCGGAAGCACGAAAGGCUUGGGAAGCCACGCUGGCCAACGGUGCAUUCAUGCGCGAUUCCGAUGAGAGGGAUAGUCCCGCUCUCGCCAUCGAGGAAGACUGGAAGCGAGACAUUAAAGAUACCAUGCGGGCCUGUAUCGGUGCCAGUAUCGCGAUCGAAACCGUCAAAAAGGCCUUGAAAGCACAAGCGGAUUCGAGAAAACGCGAAGAACCCCAGGCGCCCCAGUCGGUUAAUCUUCGGGUCACAAUCCCGGAAGUCGGAUCCAAAGCCCGCUGGCAUGACUGGUGGGUUGUACCGCAGGUCUCCCCAGCGACCACGUCGGGGGCUUCCAAGACAUGACGGAACCGCACCUACUACCAGGAUGGUCCUUGUCAGCCAUGCGUCCCGACAGGCCGGAUCUGCUUGAUCUGAACCCCACUCCGCAGGGUUCAGACCGUCUCCUUAGGCCGAA
This is a messenger RNA of Aspergillus brunneoviolaceus CBS 621.78, 2412 nucleotides long. Its product is annotated as N-alpha-acetyltransferase 35, NatC auxiliary subunit. NCBI's taxonomy places the organism in Eukaryota, Fungi, Ascomycota, Eurotiomycetes, Eurotiales, Aspergillaceae. Gene Ontology annotation, cellular component: NatC complex. The record is from RefSeq and is a predicted model, not a curated record. Gene Ontology annotation, biological process: N-terminal peptidyl-methionine acetylation. The coding region runs from base 90 to 2300 and encodes 736 amino acids. The transcript is spliced from 5 exons.